GCGGCGCCCAGUGUCCGCCCCGGCCCGCCGCCCGGGCACGGCCCGGCUCGGCCGCCCCUGUCGCCGCCGCCGCCCGGGAGCAGGUGGAGUGGCCCCACAAGACCCAGCAGGUCCUGACUGGUGACAAACAGCUGUCAUGAUCUCUACAGCACCUCUCUACAGUGGGGUGCACAACUGGACCAGUGCUGAGCGGAUUCGCAUGUGUGGCCUCAACGAGGAGAGGAGAGCCCCGCUUUCUGAUGAGGAGUCUAACACGAGCAGCUCCCAGCACUUGGGGUCUCAGGAGUUUUGCGUUGGCAGCAGCCUUUCCAAGGUGGAGCUCACAGCAGUCAGCAGUAGUGGCAGCAAUGCCCAGGGGCUGGAUGCAGAUGGCAGUGUGGAGGAGAAGCUGGGGCCUAAGCUGGAAGAACAGCCACCUGAUCCGAAACCAAACUCAGAGUGUAUUGGGAAUGUGGUGAAAGAUGAUGCUGUGCCAUUUCCUCUGGCAACUCAGGAAGAUGACAGAGGGUUGGAGCCUGCAAUCUCAGCAGCUUCAGAUGAGAACAACAGUGGGAUCAACCCGACACCCACAAGCCUCCCUUCUGACAAACAGGCUGAAGGGUCUCCUGCCUGCCCAAAGGCUCCAGACAGUGAGCAUGCCGAGAAAGAGAAGAGCACACUCAGUGCUGGAGCACAGGGGGCAGGAGUAUCUGCAGUGGGGACCCCAUCUUUGGUUGCUUCCAGUUGCAGCACUCCUGCCUCCAACCCAGCCACCUUCACCCUGAAUAGAGUGUGUUUUCCCACAUCUCAGGCUCCUGCUAUGCAAAAAAUGCCCCUGUCCUUUCAACCUGGGGCAGUUCUAACACCGAGUCAGCCCCUUGUAUACAUCCCACCCCCCAGCUGUGGGCAGCCACUUAGUGUGGCUACGCUUCCAACCACCCUAGGGGUCUCUUCCACACUCACCCUUCCAGUCCUGCCCUCAUACCUGCAUGAGCGCUGCCUGCCGGGGAUUAUUGCACCCCCAGAGCUGCACUCGUAUCCCUAUACCUUUUCUGUGGCCAGACCCUUAGCUCCAGACUCCAAAGUGGUGCCUGUGGAGGUAAACCAGCUAAGCUGCUCUUCCCCUUCAGCUGGAAGUGGUACUCAGCCUGCUGCUGAAGGCCCUUCCCCUGCCACAGAUGGCUCUUCCCUUCCUCCCAGCCAGCCUUCCCUGCCUGCAUCAUGUGGAAGUGCAGCCCCACCAUCAGGCACUGUUCUGCACACCAGGGCCCCAGGGGCUCCAGAGCAGCUUGCCCAAGGAGCUACGACUUCUCUUUCACCAUUGAAAUCCCCCCCACAGCUGGAGCGUGAGAUGAUCUCUUCCCCAGAGUGCAGUGAGAUGCCCCUUGAUCUGUCCUCUAAAUCCAACCGCCAGAAGUUGCCUCCACCAAGUCAGCGCAAAACACCUCCCAUGCCCAUCCUUACUCCUGUGCACACCAGCAGCAAGGCACUGCUCACCACAGUCCUGUCCAGGUCCCAGCGAGCAGCCCAGAGCACAGGCAGCAAUGUCACUUCAUGUCUGGGCACCACCCCUCCCUUUGUAAUUUUCCCCGAGUUCCUGCGUAAUGGGGAACAGGGCUCCUGGGUGAAAAACUCCACCACACUCAUUAGCACCAUUCCAGGCACCUACGUGGGGGUGGCAAAUCCAGUACCAGCAUCUCUGCUGCUUAGCAAGGACUCUAAUGUUAACUUCAGCAGGGACCCACAGCAUCUCCCUAAACAGGAACCCAUUUCCAUCAUUGAUCAGGGAGAGCCCCGAAAUGCUGGGCUACCCUGUGGGAAGAAAUCCAGCCAGGUUAGUUUGGAGGUACAGCAGGACCCAACUAGGCGAUUCCUUCAUGGCAGAGUCACUCCAGGGGCAUCAUUGUGCCAAUCCAAGGAACUGUCUCCUUGGAAUCCUGGUCAGGGAAGUGUUUAUCCCCGAUGCCCAGUAAAUGGGAAACCUACUAGUCCUCAGCUUCUGCCUGUUGGGUGGUCUCCUUAUCACCAGACCCCUCUGCUUUCAAUUGGCAUCUCUACACCUGGACAGCUGCCCCCAAAUCAGAGUGGCCCCUCCAAACCAUCCAGUGCUGGUGAACUUCCCACAUUUCCCAGCAUGCAGCCUGCAGAAUCCAGCACAGCAGCCUCCAAGGCUCCUGAGGGGCUGCCCAGGCUUCCAUCUCUAGACCAGGAAGCCCAGUCCAAGAGCAAGAACUGCAGGGCCUUGUCCAAGCUCUAUGAGGAGCCUUUGAAUCCAGUUCCCAUGGGUACAGCUCUAUCUCCUCAAACCAAUGCUGUGGAUGCAAGGGGAGAAAAGGGGAGACCAGAAAGCCCUUCAAGGAGCCAGGAGUAUGGUGAACCAAAGGCUGAAUCCAGCAGUGAAAGCAGUGGACAAACUGAGGUUCCCCAGGGGAGCUGUAGCCUCAAACAGGUAGAUGCAAAACCUAAAAGUCAAGUAUUAGCUGCCUAUUUGUCACAUGACCUGCCCAUAGCCAAUCAGCAGAGCCUGCGAGCAUCCUAUGAGCUGCCUGUGACACCUGUGGAGGGACACCACAAGGAUGUGGACUGUGAGGCAUCCUGGGAGCAACCAGCCUCUGAGGCCCCACAGUGCAUGCACCAGGUGGACCUGUGCAGGGUCAAGAAGGAGCGAGCAGAAUGUGACAUGCCAUUCACUUCUGUGGCUUGUGUGCAACCUGGGGCCAUUCCCAAGGGCUUCACUGAUGCCAAAUUCAAAGGAACGGGCCAAAUUAAACAGGAGGUCAUCAUACAUUGCAAGUCCAAACGGCAGCAUGAUGGGCCAGCCAAAGAGGCCCACAAGAGACUGAAAUGCAGAGCCCAAGAUGGAGAGGAGACUCCAAGCAAGCCAGGGAGCCGAAACCUGCAUGGACGCAAGUGGCGAAAGCAUCAUGAUGACCUGCAUGACAGCAGCAAACGAGAAAGCCGGGUAGGCCUGGCAUCAGUGAAAGAGCACAACAGCCUCAGGGUGAAGCGCAAACGCAGGAGGCCAGCAAAAACAGGGGUUCCAUCAUCAGGCCAUCAUGGGGACAACAACGAGGAAGGUUACCUUGAGAAGAAACCCAAGAACAAUUUCCGGGACUUCAUCCCAGUUGUUCUGAGCAGCCGGACACGCAGUCAAUCAGGAAGUGCUGGUGGCUCCUCUGCUAGCAUGACAGGAGAAUGUGAUGUGACCGGCCAGGAGAUCUUACCACUGCUGGAGGAUGAGCAGGAGGAGGAGGAGAAUGAAGAGGCAGAGCCAUCCUUGAAACACCGCAAACUGAGGAAAUCCCAUAGGACUUCUCGUUAUCACAGCCGCAGAGCCAGAGACCAGUCUCUAUCAGAGAGAAGUAGCUGCCACCUGAGGAGGACUCGGGAGCUGCCAUGGAGAGUGGAGUCACCGAGACAGCUAUGGGACCUCAAUGAGGAGGAAGAGGAGGACAGCCACAUCAAGAGGAAGAAGAGGAGACGGCAGAAAAGUCGGAAAUACCAGACGGGGGAGUACUUGACUGAACGAGAGGAGGAGGAACACAUGAGCCUCUCCCACAAGAGGCGGAAAUUGAAAGCAGAUUUCAGGUACCGAAAGCAGAAGGACUCUGUACAAGGCAAAGGCACAGGGCUGCGAUUGAGAAGCAGGCUUUCUCCAUCCUCUCUGAAGUCCCAAGGGCGCCCAGAUUUCCGAAACGGCUUCCUUCUUGAUCACCCAGACAACUCCUCCAUCCAGGAAGCACUAGAGAAACCAUCAGGAAAACGCAAAUGCAAAACCAAACAUCUGGCAGGGCUCUGUGAGGAGGGGAAGGUGAAAGGGCGAUGGAAUCAGCCCAAGCUGCGCUCUUUGAAAAAGUCCCCAGAGCUCUGGUCACUCUGUAAGUCACAGCGGGUCAGCCCAGAGAGCUCCUCUGAACUACCUGUGUCCCAGCAUGUCCCUCCUGAAGCUCGGCGGCUGAUUGUGAACAAGAACGCUGGGGAGACUCUCCUUCAGCGAGCGGCACGGCUUGGUUACAAGGAUGUGGUGCUAUACUGCCUCCAGAAGAAGAGCAGUGAUGUGAACCACCGUGAUAAUGCUGGCUACACUGCCUUGCAUGAAGCCUGCGCACGAGGCUGGAUUGAUAUCCUGCACAUUCUGCUGGAACAUGGAGCCAAUGUGAACUGCAGUGCUCAGGAUGGCACAAGGCCUGUGCAUGAUGCAGUGGCAAACGACAACCUGGAAACCAUGUGGCUUCUACUCUCAUAUGGUGCUGAUCCCACUCUUGCUACCUACUCCGGGCAGACAGCCAUGAAACUGGCUACUAGUGAAGUGAUGAAACGCUUCCUUAGUGAUUACCUCUCAGAUCUCCAAGGUCGCACUGAUGGGGACCCUCAAACAGCAUGGGACUUCUACAGCAGCUCUAUACUUGAGGGAAAGGAUGGGAUUAGCUGCGACCUUCUGCUCAAUCCUCCUGGAAAUUCGGAUCAAGAAGAAGAAGAAGAAGACUCUGACACAUUCAUGUUUGAGUUCUCAGACAAGCCUCUGCUUCCCAGCUACAACCUCCAAGUGUCAGUUUCCCGAGGAGGGGCAUUGUAGAGAUGGAAAAAGCCAAGGCAAGAACAGAGAGAAAGCUGUCAUGUGGAAUGGGAGAAUUCCAUACAAGAGAAUCAAAAGGUAUGCACUAUAUGAUUUAGAAAGGAAAUAAGGCAGGGGUUUAUAAAAGAAUGAAUGAUGCCAGUAAGACCAAAAUUCACUGUGGGUUUGAGUUUCUGUCUUCAACUUUUGCCAAACAGCAGUACCUAGGCCUUGCAUACACCAGGAAACUUGUCCUGGGUUUUUCCUCUGUUGUGGCACUUGUCACUGUUUGUAUCCAACUGUGGUUGUACCAGCAACAAUUAUGUAGACACCACGCUGGGCUGCUGCUCUUUUUCCUCCUUAAGUACCUCACAUUCUAAUUACGCUCUGAGCUACAAACACAGUGCUUGCUCCAUUGGUGGGAGUGCCAGAACUGACAGUAAACUUGAAGUGGCCUUAUUGGUAGCCAUGGGGGAGGGGAGGCAAAGCAUUCUAGUGCAAACCAGGCCUCUGAACACUUAGCUUCUAUUUCUCCCUCUGUAAAAUGCAGCCAAUAUAUCACCUAAAAGUUUGUGGAGGGGUCUUGUGCACCACAGACUGCACCAACUCUGGGGGGUCAGUGAAGGCUCCUUAGUUAUAGAUGCAACUAGGUAUCUUUUAUAGUCAAGGUCCUGUCUGUCUGUGGCAAACUAGACAAUUUUGCAGCAUGAGUCCUGGAGUCUCUUCAUCAUCGCUUGUGCACUUGUCAAACAACUAGACUUCCAAAGUCAUCAGAGAUGACUAGAAAGCACUGAUGGUAGCUUGUGGCACUGGGGAAGAUAAUCUGAGACUAUGAGAUAAGCACAUUAGCUGGGUGGGUGUCUGUUAAAAUUAUCAACAUUAAAUUUACUGACAAGGUGAGUGUUGGCCAUCAUUUUGAGUUUUGGUUGUGAUUGUGCUCCACUGAGGUGAAUGAGAUAUUCAGGCCACUAAAUUCUUGCUCAGCAGUAAGUUCUCCUUGACUGAAGAAUCACAACAUAAUGUAGAACACUUUGAUAUUCUCAGGCUAUCGGUGGUGGUGAAAAGAACUCCACUGAAACAUUCUCUGACUGCCAGCAGGAGGCCUGUUUUGCUUAAACUGAAAAAAAAGACAUGCAAGAUUAAGAAUGUAGAAAUGAGCACUCCUCUUCCCUCCUUCUUAGAAGAAUGCAAAUCUUUACACACUUACACAUUCCUAGCUGCUUGAAUGGGCAUACAUUCAUGCAUAGGAUAGAUGGCUGUGUAGAAGAAUACUUCAACUCCAAAUCCCACUGUAUGGCUCAUCACCCAGUGGGUUACUGCUGAUGCAGGAGCACUUACAAGUGGCCACAUUUAAUGUUUAACUUCCACUUGGGCAAAAGCUGAUUUUGGUAGUUUGGAUGCAAGUAAAUCUGACACAUGCAGCAUACUCAUUUUGGAGCCCAGAUUGGGGUAGAAGCUGGGAAUGAGAUACUCCAAGGCUCCAUCCAUUUGCAAUGCCUGAAUGAGAUGCUGUAGAACUGUUGCUUGUUUUUCUUUGACUUUUAAUUAGCACUGACCUAAAAAGGAUAUUUAAAAAAAAUUAGGCCUCUCCUGCUGUGAUGUCCACUUACUUUAUAAGGUAAAGGAAGGGCUGGAAUGUGGGGGAUUUAUGUUCUUUUUUCUUUGCUUUCUGCACACAACAGGUUGUAUCAAUUACUAGAAUGAGUUGAACUCUGAAAUAGCUGAAUGUUGAAGGCCUCAGGUAUAGACACUCUUGAUGCUGAUCUGAGCCCUAGGGCCUUAGCUUGAGUGUCCAUGCUUGAGGUUUGCAAGAAUUAGAAUAAACCAGCUUCUAAACCUAUUUAAUUAUGGUGUGAUUUUUAUUAUCAUCAUUAUUAUUACAAAAGUGAAAAAUACCUCAUUUUCAGUUUUUCAGCUUUCAGUUUCUGAAGUUUUGUAACUUCACUGUUUUGCUAAUUCUUCUGUCAUCCUAAUGCCUUUCUGCCUUAACAGUUCUUAAUUGCUCAUGUUUAAAAGAAAGCAGAAAUGAAAACCCAUGUGUGGGGAAGAGGGAGACAUUUUAGGCUCUGCUGAUGCAUCAUAAACAAACCACAAAGGGCACAAGCCCCACUGACCCGUGACAACUGCUGCAGACGUUAUUUAUCAAAUGCAUACAGGGUAAAACAGUCAGUAACAGUUUGGGAAGGGCCUUGACUGAGUCUCAGCCCAUAUAGUGGUUAGCAGAGGAAAGUGCCAUGAGAAGCUGAUGACAUUUCGGGACAGCCACUACUGGCUAACAAGAUUUACCGUCUAUGGCUUCUGGAUUCUUGAUCACUCAUGAUUUCAUAGGGAGCAUCAAUGAGAAUUAACCAAAAGGGCCCACUGCGGAGGGGCACUUUGCAACUCCCAUAAGAGGAAUCUUAGAGGCUCUGACUAACUGCAGGGACCAAAUGCCCAGAGAGAGCUGUGCUUUCUGAGCAGAUAGUUUCUUUAAGCCACCGUAGAGCUUGGUGAGCAGCUGAAGGAGUGUGUGAGGCACUCUGGGCAGGGAGCUGUUCUGUGGAAUUUGGUCACCAGAAUCUUGGGCUUCUGACUUGUAAGUUUCAUCCUUUUGGCACAGUGUUUUGCCAGUACUGCCAAUGGCUUAUACAGAGAGAGAACCUGUUCUAGAUUGUCUGUUGGGGGAGGCUGCAUUUUCUUUAUCAGGUGAAUGCAGAAGCAGCAAGUCCCAACUACAUGAAAACCAAUAUGCAGGAUUAUUCCUUGGGGCUUUGUGACAUGGGAGUGUGCAGUGAACUCCUCCUUUCUGGGAAGGGUGAGGUGGGUACUGGACCCUGGGAGUGAGGACAUAUGGAUUUGAAGAUGAGCAGGGAACAGUUUUGGUAGCACUAGGAAGGUGGGACUUGGGGUACUUGUCCUUCUCCUUUUUGGAUUCUCUAGGUUUGCUUGUAGCAGGGAGGCAUGAUGGGGCACGGGCUGGCAUGUGACUGCCCCAAGGGCAUUUGGUUACAAAGUGUACCUGCACGCAGGUAGCUUAGCUAGUGGCUUCUUGUACCUGCGGAGGGCUACACCCAUGGGGUUGAGAUCAGGCCUGGCUUUUCAAACUAGAAAGCCUAGGCCCUGACAUUGUUGGGGUUGAAAGGGGGGUGCAGAAUUCAUUCUUUUAACAUGUCUCUUCCUGCCC
Alligator mississippiensis (American alligator) is the source of this 7697-nucleotide messenger RNA. It is a transcript of the gene BCORL1, whose product is annotated as BCL6 corepressor like 1. Gene Ontology annotation, biological process: negative regulation of transcription by RNA polymerase II. Gene Ontology annotation, cellular component: nucleus. The record is from RefSeq and is a predicted model, not a curated record. Gene Ontology annotation, molecular function: protein binding; transcription corepressor activity. The transcript is spliced from 14 exons. Lineage: Eukaryota; Metazoa; Chordata; Crocodylia; Alligatoridae. The coding region runs from base 137 to 4555 and encodes 1472 amino acids.